AUGAAAGGGCCUACGGAACCGUAUCCCUACCAAAGUUACGUCAAAUUUCCAGCCGGAAGCGCACUCGGUAUUUAAUUUCUGACAUUUCCUUUUCGAUAUCACAAUGUCCAGCGGUGCAACCACCCCACGCAGUACGUGCAAUUUGAAUAGAAGUGCUACAACAUGAAGUUGAAGUCCUCGCGAGUCAUUAUUUUUCAGCUUUCAAGAAAAAGAAAUGAGCAACUACAGCAAGAGUUAGAGUUGUAUCAAUAGGCCUUUUCCAGGUCUCGGAUGGAAGGGUGUCGUAGGUUACCAUUUCGACGAGAAUCCAAACGAUCCAGAAAUUCUUGUGGACUCUACGCUGCAGCUGCUGAGACCGAAAGGUUGGUCCAAAUUUGGCAAAACGCUAGUAAAAUUGCUCGAUCACAGUUGGGGCACCCCAGCCUACUUCGCGCCGCAGCGAGCAACGGAAGGAGCAGACGCCCAAGGAUAUUACAGCUUUGCAGCUGGUCUCGACGGCAUGGGAGAGUUGUACUACGGAGACUCGGGACCCACGACGCCGCCGCCGUUACCAGAAGUAGGUUAAGGCUCACUUGAUGUUGAUCUUGAUGAUGGUGCUAGUACGUAGUAGAGUUCUACUGUAAUCUCCACGACCAUCUUCUUCUUGUUCUUCAUCGUCAUCUUCAUCGACGAACUUCUGAUGUUCUCGCAAUGGAAAUGGUUUUAGUUUUCUAAGAGUAAAAUGACACGAACGGAACCAACGGAAGUAAUUUCACGACGCUUUCGAAUGAAUCGAGCGUAUCUCUGAAGAUAAACAACGCGACGCAUGUCAUCAUGUCUUCGGCACUCAACAUGCGGCCCGCGCCAGUAGCGCCGGCAGCGCGUCUCCUGAAUUAUCACGCAGCGACAGGAGCAGAAGGAUGGGAAGCGGACGUUCGAGACGAACCUUCAAUCACGGGUGGCUCGAUUCUUUCGCACGUCGACGUGAAUGCAGAUCCCCAGAACUCCUCUGCGAAAAAUCUGACUUAGGGCCUUCUCCUCUUGUAAUUCCAUCUUUGUGAGAAGCAUCUUCUUGAUGCGCUUAUAGAACUAAGAGAUUGGUAAUUUUUCGCAAAUGUGCAAGAUAACUAAGAAACACUGUAGAUAAAUGUAAAUGAACAAGAAACCAGAAUCAGCAGCUGCUGCAAUCAUGCAGUACCCCGUAACGCAUGAAUCUUCAAAGGUUAGCUUUCUAAAUAUCCAUGAAUUACGGAAUCGCGAAGACGGGUUACGAGGCGGAGGCGGAUGGCGUGGAUGUGGAGCCCGACAAUCCACUAGCGCCAAAGCAGGGAACGCUGAACAUCAUCACCUCCCAUGCUUCGGGAGUGAAAGUCGGUAAACCGGGAACGCAAGCCGUGGCACAGGUUUUGGAUUCAAAACCAGUGGAAGAGCGUGGGCCAGGCGUUGUAAAGCGGUGGGGCACUUCUAUCCUUCCAGGCGGCGGAAGGUUGUCUAGACGGAUUCCCCAGUUUCUGCCAUGGUCGCCUGACUUUCCUGGCUACACGCUGAAAGAGCGCAACGCAAAAAGCACCGCGGGCGAUGCGGAAGCUGCUAUAAAAUUCUUAUCGCUGUGCGCGAGUAUGUGCGACGCAGGGGUAGAGGCAGACGAACGCUUUAUGAAAGUAAAUACCACGUCGUCGACGAGCCGCGUUGUCAUUCCGUGCUUAAGACAGGAAGAAUGCUAGAAGAUUUCUCGCUGUGCUUAUACAUAACAAUGAGAAAGAGAACGUAAACGCAUUGUUGGCAUCACUUCGACGCUCUGUUCUGCCUUCAAUAUUCUGACAGGCCAUUUACUUUUACAGCAGAGACUGAGAUAGAGAUUUUGUUCAUUUACUGGCAACAGGCAGCUAACGAUUUAGUAUCAUUCUUUGCUUUCCUCCGUUCACCCAAUAACUCGCAUUCAUAGCAUGUGGGUUUUACGCACGUGAAUAGCCGCUUUUGCAUAUUUCACCGGAAGUUGCAACCGAAUGAGGACGAAGUCAGCCGGUGGACAAAUCGUUGUGCUGACAUUCAGAUGCCCGAUCGUGGGAUCAAAAGGAACACCGCGGCGUGCGUGAGUUACAUUCGGGUGCAGCAACCAUCAAACAUGACUGGCAACUUCUCGUCGGCCUUUGGAACAACAGGAUCGCCGUAG
Molecule: messenger RNA, 2152 nt
Organism: Amoebophrya sp. A25
Lineage: Eukaryota; Dinophyceae; Syndiniales; Amoebophryaceae
Source: the annotation of a GenBank genome assembly